AUGCAGCGCUCAGCUUUCCUCAUACUUUCGUUUUUGAGCGUUUUUGCCUUUUGCUGGCCCUACGAUGAACCACUCGCUAAAUACAACUUGAAUGAGAACAAGUCCGCUGAAUCCCCAAUCGAUUAUUGGGGAGCAUGGCCCAACCAUGAGUACCAUCCGUCCCCAGAUAACUGGCGACUACCGACAUAUACGAUCUUUUUGGACCGGAUAGCCAACGGUGACCCCACAAAUGACGAUAUUAACGGCACCGCAUUUGAGCAUGUAAUCAACUCCAAUCAGAUGCGCCAUGGAGGUGAUCUAGACGGCUUGAUAGAUACGCUGGACUAUAUCGAGGGAAUGGGAUUCAAGGUUAUCUACUUCGCCGGAACGUAUUUGAUGAACUUGCCCUGGGCCUAUGAUGGGUACUCGCCGGUCGACACCACUCUCCUCGAUAUGCAUUUCGGAACACUGGAGGAUUGGAGGCGGACUAUCGACGAGAUCCACAGACGAAACAUGUAUGUGUUGGUGGAUAACACAGUGGCAACACUGAGCAACCUGAUCGGAUUCAAAGGCCAUUUGAACGACUCAGCCGAUUUCACACCAAAAGAAUAUGAAGUCCAAUGGGUUACUGACAGACAAUACGUCGAUUUCAAAUUUGGCAACGAUUAUAACGAAACUUGCAACUAUCCUAAGUUCUGGGACGAGACUGGAAUGCCAUUAACAACUGGGGGAGUUGAAGAUCUGAAGGGUUGCUAUAACAGUGAUUUUGAUCAAUACGGAGAACUAGAGGCAUUCGGAAACUUCCCCGACUGGCAGCGCCAGCUGACAAAGUUUGCCUCCGUGCAGGAUCGUCUGCGUGAAUGGCAUAAGCCGGUCCGUGAUGUGCUCACUCAACAUUCCUGCCUCCAAAUCGCUAGUUUGGAUAUCGAUGGUUUCCGCUUUGAUAAGUCUGUGCAAGCAACCCUCGAGCCGCUGAGUGAGAUGCUCGCUGUCUAUCGUGAAUGCGCGAAGAAACUUGGCAAGAAGAACUUCUUCCUUCCCGGAGAGAUCACAUCCGGCGACAGCAUGGGCAGUCUCUACCUAGGUCGCGGCCGCCAGCCGAACCAGCGUUCCAAGAAUGCAGGCCAGGCUGUCAAGCUUACAAACAACUCCGAAUCGGCUUUCCUGAGAGAAGAUGGGCUACAAGCUUUAGAUUCCUCCGCGUUUCACUACACCAUCUACCGUUCGAUGACCCGUUUCCUAGGUCUGGACGGUAACCUGGUUGCUGGCUUUGAUUUGCCUACCGACUUUAUCGACGCCUGGAAUGAAAUGCUAGUAACCAACGAUUUCCUCAAUGCGUUCACGGGAGAACUGGAUCCUAGACAUAUGUAUGGUGUGUCGAACCAGGAUAAUUUCCGCUGGCCAGCUCUCGAGAACGGCACAGAUAAAUACCUCCUGGGUCUGUACAUCAUCUCGCUGGAGCUUCCUGGAAUACCUCUUAUCUUGUGGGGAGAAGAGCAGGACAUGUACGUGUUUGACGCUACUGCAGCGAACUAUAUGUUCGGACGGCAGCCCAUGACGUACCAGACUGCAUGGUGGACACAAGGCUGCUUUAACUUGGAAACAGAAAAGUUCUACGAUUUCCCAAUCGGAAAGGGACGCAACGGAUGCAACGAUAUCACUGUCACGUAUGACCAGCGGAAUCCCGCCCAUCCACUCCGCAACAUCAUGAAGCGUAUGUUCGAGAUUCGAGCCCACUACCCAGUCGCACAGGAUGGCUUAUUCCUCGAAACGCUCUCUCAACUCACUGAAGACAUCUACCUUCCUGGUUCCUCGACCACUCCCACGGUCACUGGCCUUUGGUCUGUCUUGCGAAGCUAUUUCCCUGGGGUGCAAACAGAUAAAAUCCUGGCCAACGAAACUCUAUGGCUUGUGUAUCAAAAUGGCAACUCAUCCAGAACAUACGGAGGCAACUGCAAAGUCAUGAAUGGAUCCUUAUUGGCUCCAUUUGAGUCGGGGACAAAACUGAAGAACCUCUUCUAUCCUUACGAUGAGCUCACUUUGGAAGAUGGCCCUGAUAAGUCCGAGAAUGUGAACUCCUACGGAUGUGUUAGUAAAAUGACCCUGCUUCCGUGGGAAUACCGAGCCUAUGUCAAGACCGCCAACUUCGUUAAGCCCGGCCCUACUGUCACUGAGUUCUUCCCCGGACAUGAUGCUCGGUUGCUAUCUUCAGAAGACACCGGUGAAACCAUGCCCGUGCGACUUGGAUAUUCCACAGAGAUGGACUGUGACAGCAUCACCAAAUCGGUUUCUCUAAAUUCUACAACAGAGAAAAACAUCGCCGCCGAGCUUGACACAUCUAGUGUCAACUGCACCAAAAUCCCUGCUAGGACCACUGGCAAUAACUACAGCGGAGAAAUCCCGACUGUUUGGACAUGGUCUGCGAACCUGAAGAAUGUCCACCAUGGAAUCCACCAACUGACCGUCAAAAAUGUUUCCUCUGAUGGAGUUUACACCAAUUCGACCGACAAGUUCUUGCUCCGUCUCGGUUCUCAUGACAACCCCCUGAUUUCCCCGCUUGCCAAUUACUCUACCACCCUAGUCCAGAAGUCUGGCGACAACCUUUACCUCCAGCACAGAGCUGCUGGUGCGGAUAUGUUCCGAUACUCAUCCGAUUUUGGUCGGAGCUGGAAUGAGUGGGCAACAUAUUCAGGUGGUAACACGACUAUUACUAUCCCGCCCUGGACUGGCACGGACGCCCAGAAGUGGGAGGGAACUCAUAUCCGAGUGCAGUACUUCUCAAAGCUUACUGGAAGCAGCGAUUAUCUCCAAGAAGGUGAUUAUGGAAACGACAAAGUCCGCAGAUUCCCACACAUGUGGUUCAACGGUCCGUACAACCAAUACGGCUAUGAUGCAGGAAUGGACAGCAAGAUGAAGUACGACCCCGAAACGUCUCGCUGGAACUACGACUUUGUCUACGAAUGGCCAGCCAUUGGCCAGCUGAAUGUUUGGGGCACGGACAGUGAGGGCAACCCUGAUACUACCGAGGUCUACGGUGAUGUCGGAAACUCCUCCUCGGUUCAAAAGCUUCCUCCAUCCUAUCUCGCAUCAAACGUUAUCAACAUCACCACUCUGCCGCCAUUCCCGCAUCUUGGCUGGAAGAUCUCCCUAAACGAUGCCAACCUAAGAUAUGAAAUGAUCCCCGUCGGAUCUGGAUGGGCUCAAUUGAUCCUCUUUAUCCUUCUGUGGGUUGUUCCGAUUCUUAUGGGUUGUAUUGGUGUCUUCAUUUUCAUUCAAAAUUUCUACCGUGUCAAGCUCAACAAGAAUGGAAAUGUCGUCAAGGCAAAGAAGUUCCCUGUACUACUUUGGGGCCGCGUCAAAGGAAUGUUUGCCAAAGAUGAUGUCGAGGAGAUCCAGAUGGCACAAAACGCUAUCCCUACUGGCAUGGCUCUGGCAGGAGGGAGUGACCUGCGACGCACUGUAUUGAUUGCCACUAUGGAGUACGAUAUCCAAGACUGGGGUGUCAAAGUCAAAAUUGGUGGUCUCGGAGUAAUGGCUCAACUCAUGUCCCAGAAUUUGAAACAUCAAAAUCUGAUUUGGGUGGUUCCAUGUGUUGGUGAUAUUGACUAUCCCGAGGAUACGCCCGUUGAACCUUUCGUGGUCACAAUCCUCGAUAACCCUUAUUUGGUCAAGGUCCAGUACCACGUCCUAGACAACAUCACAUAUGUCCUCCUUGAUGCUCCCGUUUUCCGGCACCAGACUAAGGCAGAGCCAUACCCUCCACGUAUGGAUGACCUGGACAGUGCAAUUUACUAUUCGGCCUGGAAUCAGUGUAUCGCUGAGGUGAUGAAGCGGACACCCUCCAUUGAUCUCUACCAUAUUAACGACUUCCAUGGCUGCGUGGCACCUCUAUACCUGCUCCCGUCGCGAACUAUCCCUGUUUGUCUGUCGUUGCACAAUGCUGAGUUCCAAGGACUUUGGCCUCUGAGAACGGCACAGGAAAAGAAAGAAGUCUGCGCUGUUUUCAAUCUCCCAAUUGAAGUAGCAACCAAGUACUGUCAGUUUGGUAGUGUUCUCAACCUACUUCACACCGGCGCUAGCUAUCUCCGAUUCCACCAACGUGGGUUCGGUGCAGUUGGUGUCUCCGAGAAGUAUGGAAAGCGCUCAUUUGCACGUUAUCCAAUCUUCUGGAGUCUUGGCAAGAUUGGUAGUCUUCCUAAUCCAGAUCCCUCUGACACAGGUGCCUUGAAGAAAGACCCCGACGUGCAAGUUACUGUUCAGUCUACCAGCGAGCUGGCCAAUGACAAAAUUCAGGCACAGAAAUGGGCUGGUUUGAAUGAGGACCCCAACGCCGACUUACUGGUAUUCGUGGGAAGAUGGUCGAAGCAGAAGGGAGUCGACUUGAUUGCGGAUGUUAUUCCGGCUGUCUUGUCUGAUAGGCCUAAUGUUCAGCUGAUCUGUAUUGGACCUAUCAUCGAUCUCUACGGCAGACUGGCUGCUAUCAAGCUGCAGCGCAUUAUGGAAAUGUUCCCAGGCCGUGUGUUCUCAAAGCCAGAGUUUACAGUCCUUCCCCCCUUCGUGUUCUCUGGUGCCGACUUUGCCCUGAUCCCGUCUCGUGAUGAGCCCUUCGGAUUGAUUGCCGUUGAGUUUGGUCGCAAGGGUGCACUUGGAAUUGGUUCUCGCAUCGGAGGUCUAGGCCAGAUGCCUGGUUGGUGGUACACUGUGGAAUCCGACUCAGCCCGCCAUCUCUUGCACCAGUUGAGAACUGCCAUCAAAUCUGCAUUGGAUUCAUCACAAGAGACCCGUGAGGAGAUGCGUGCAAACUCUGCCAAGCAGCGAUUCCCCGUUCUUGAGUGGGUUCAGAAGCUUGAAGUCUUACAGCGGACAUCAAUCCACCUCCAUCACCAAAAGAAUCCGCUCACUGUUGCAGGCUCGGCGCGAGAGUCUCAGAUCUACUGGGAGAUGGAGACCCCAGGCUUGCGAGACUCUGCGAUGAUGACCCGUCCCUCAUCAAUCCACUCAUCAACGGGGGGUGCGGAUACGCCACCAAACAGAACAUCGCAGCUCCCUCAGCCUUCCCUUCUACAGUUGCAAGCAGUCGAAGCUCAAGAAAUGCAACUAGCAGAAAACAACAGAGCUAGCAUGUUAGGUCGCAAGCUGUCGCUUGGUCGACGAUCUGGACCAGGGCAGGGCAGAAAUCGUCUCGUCAAGAAGUCUCAGCGCGCGAGUCAGAUACUCGAGGCGCCCACCGACGGCGACACCACGGACGCCGACGAUGAUGGUACACAGGAGAAAUACAUUUCCCGGGAAGAGGCUAUGGCGGCGCUUAAUUCACCUCUCCAAGAUCUCGCCACGCAUCCUAGGAACAACCAUCACGCUCGAGGUGUAUCUAGCUCAUCGGCUUCAGAGGCAUCUCAUUUCCUCUCCAGGGACUCCUCUCCAGUCAGAGCAUCUCGUGAUCCUUCCGAGGCGCCUGCACCAUUCACUCACACUCAGAAUAUUUCCGUCCUCUCUUUGCCUUCUGUUGUCAAUGACCAUGAUCAACCCGAUUUCCAUCUGCAAAAGGUCGACCCGACCUUUACCGACAGCAUGGGCAACUUCACAAGACACUUUGAAAAGCUCCUCACCAACCUCAACAAGAAAAACUCGAUCUCAGAUUAUUGUAUUGAGCUUUAUCUGAUGAAGAGCGAGCGGAAGUUCUUCUACAUGUACAACGAUGCGCAAUUGAAGAAACAGCCUAAAGAACGUCCUAUGACAGGAAAUAGCUUGGACCAGGUCGAGGCUCAACAGUAUAACCUUGUCACAGAAGGUCCCGAAGAGUCCGAUCAAAACAAUACAGACGAGAUUGAUUUGUGGCUUGCUCGUCUGGGAUACAAGAGACCCAUCGCCAUCCAGCGCUUUAUGAGAUGGCGCGUCGGAAAUUGGCCUGUUUAUGCUCUAUUUUUGGGUCUUGGACAGAUCAUCGCAACGAACUCUGCGCAGAUCACCCUGUUAGCGGGCCAGAUUGGCGAGACAGCAACCAAGCUCUACGUUAUCGCGGCAAUCUACUGCGUCUCUUCCAUUGUCUGGUGGUUCCUCUACUACCGCUUCCCAUCUGUGAUCGUCCUCACUCUCCCCUGGUUCAUCUAUUCCUUUGCAUUCAUCACCAUUGGUGUUUCUCCGUUCGCACUCUCGGACCUCGGCCAAGCAUGGGCUCAAAAUGUCGCUGCCGGUAUUUAUGCCGCAGCAUCUUCCAGUGGAUCCUUGUUCUUUGCUCUCAACUUUGGUGACCAAGGUGCUGUCCCUGUGAAGGACUGGAUGUUCCGCGCAAGUCUUAUUCAGGGUAUCUCACAGCUCUACACUGUUGCCCUAUGGUACUGGAAUGCCAGGGUUACCGCAGUGGAAGUUGGAGGUGUUUCCACAGCCGCCUUGAAUUCCUGGAAGCUCGCGGCUGUGGUGAUGCCCAUUGCCGCAGUCUGUUUCAUUAUUGGUGUGCUUCUUGCCCUUGGCUUGCCCAAGUACUAUCGUCAAGCGCCUGGAAAGAUCCUCUUCUUCUACUCAUCUCUCUUCCGCCGACGAAUCGUCCUCUGGUUCUUCUUCAUGGUCAUCAUCCAGAACUGGUUCCUUUCCGCGGCAUUCGGUCGAAACUGGUCAUUCCUCUGGUCCUCCCGACACGCCAAGGCAUGGGAAAUUGCCCUCCUGAUCAUCUUCUUCUUUGUUAUCCUCUGGGUCGGUGUGAUGCUCCUCUUCCGCUUGUUGUCCAAGGAGCACAGUUGGAUCUUACCUGUCUUCGGUCUGAGUAUCGGUGCACCUCGAUGGGCGCAAACAUGGUGGGGAACAUCCAAUAUCGGCCACUACCUUCCAUGGGCUGGAGGUUUGACUUCUGGCGCUAUUGCAUCCCGGUGUCUCUGGCUCUGGCUUGGUGUUCUCGAUGAGAUCCAGCAAGUCGGUUUGGGAAUGAUUCUCCUACAGACCUUGACAAGAGUCCACGUCUGUUUCGUCCUGCUGGCUGCCCAGGCUCUUGGAUCUAUCGCCACAAUCUGUGCUCGUGGAUUCGCGCCAAACAAGCUCGGCCCAGCAGGCAUCUCCCCAAAUGUUGGAUCGUCACUGGACGCAGUUGCCAAUGCUUGGUUCUGGAUUGCCCUUUUCUUCCAGCUCUUAGCCAGCUUCGGUUUUCUUCUCUUUUAUCGCCGCGAACAGCUCAAUCGCCCCUAG
Molecule: messenger RNA, 7152 nt
Organism: Penicillium griseofulvum
Lineage: Eukaryota; Fungi; Ascomycota; Eurotiomycetes; Eurotiales; Aspergillaceae
Gene: ags3
Product: alpha-1,3-glucan synthase Ags3
Exons: 4
Coding region: 1-7152 (2383 amino acids)
Biological process (GO): fungal-type cell wall (1->3)-alpha-glucan biosynthetic process
Cellular component (GO): fungal-type cell wall
Molecular function (GO): alpha-1,3-glucan synthase activity
Source: RefSeq, a predicted model, not a curated record